UGUUUUCAAAAACAAGCUUUCAAAAGCUUACUUUAGCCAUGUAUGUUAUGCAUGCGGUUCUGCGAUUGGAUCGGUGUAUCAACCAAUAGCGUUACCCGAAUCCUACAGGCUGUAACCUCGAGAAUCCGAUGUCCACUGGGCGUAAAAGUGCUCGCGUUACCAGCGAGGCACUGCGUCACGAGUAAUAUACUCUGUAAAGCACUCGCGAUUUCAUAAGAUUACACAGUAGGUAGGCCGCGUUGCGGUUCCAACCAAGACUACAAUACAUAACGCUUAAAUUCAAGACCGUUUGUAAUAUAAAAGAGAGAAUCGUCCACGAGGUCCCUGUGAACGGCGCGAACGUACGGACAUUUAUCGAUGGAGACAUUGGAGUCGAGUCGCAUGUGCCGCCUUUGCGGCAAGCAAUCCGGCAUUUGCAUCAACAUAUUUGACGAGAAGGAGAAUCACGUCAGGAAGAUCAACGCAGUCCUUCCGAUUUUGGUACAUGAAAUGGACAUGCUUCCGAAACAUAUGUGUCAUCGUUGCAGUUAUAAAUUAGAGGAGUUUCAUAAAUUUUACAUUGACUGUCUUAAGACGGAUGCGGAUUUGAAGAGUCAGUUGUCUUGGAUGAGGAAAGAGGACUUUACAGAAGAUCUUGGGGUUCCUAUGGUUCACAUUGAAAAUAUUAGAAUCAAAACGGAACCUCCAGAAUAUGAUAUAUAUGAUUUGGACCCUAUCUCGGAGAACGUUAAUUAUAUUAAUUCUAUGAGCUCUGUCAGUUAUCGUGUUAAUAAUAAUAGCUGUACUGAUGAGAUGCAUGAGAGAUUAGGUUAUUCGAAUUUUGAUAGUUGUACGCGAUGCAAGUGUGAUUUUGAUCAGAAUAAUAGCACUGAUAAACUGUUAUCAAAGGAGGACUGCGGUAGAACAAAACCUGUAUAUUUACGUGAAAACUCGAGUCGUAAUAAUUGCAAUAUAUCCGACAUAAAUAUACCUGAAGAUACAAAGAUCCAAUGCGAAAUUCCAACAGAAGUACAAGGAAACAAUAACGAAUCUGAAAGUUGUGCCGAUGACAGGAGGUCCAACAGCUGCACGGGAAUGGCUACUUCAUUAAAGAAUGCCGUAGUUGUAAAUAUUGACAAGAAAUUAAGAAAUAUUUCGGCAACGUAUAAAUUGCGGCCUGGAAGGAGAUCUAUAGAUUGUGACGGUAAUAAAAAUAAAAUAAGAAUUAUAUCGACAUUGAAGGAAAAUAAAAUAAUUAGAAAUAUCAAGGACCAAGACGUGAUAACAAAUAUGAAACAGGAGCCACCUGAUCAUCUCGAGAGACGUAUUUUAAGACCGAGAAAAAAUAUAAUUGAUUAUAUGCAAACGAAGAGACGGUCAUCUAAAAGGGAAAGAGACACUCUAUCAAAUUCAACGAAUAACGAGUAUUAUUUAAAACGGCAUAAAAUUCACGAGGACACGGAAAAUACAUCAAGUGCACAAAGUAGAAUAAAUGAAUCAGUAAUGAAGAAAGAAAAAGAGGAUGACUAUGAAAAUUGUACGACCGAUAUGCAUAUUAACAAUAGAUCUUUAUUCCCGAAUAAACAAAACUGCAUAAAAAAUCUAAUGAAAUCGUUCGAUCCGACAACCAAUAAUGUUAUAGUUAAAUUGGAGCAAUGCGUGCCCGACUGUGUGAUAAUAGACGAUAAGAAAGCUAAUAAUAGUUUCGAUAUAAUUGAGCAAAGAAAGUCCUUACCGAACGUUUCAAAAAAGAAACUAAAAUCUGAGAAAAUUGCUAUAAAGCGCAUAGCAAAAAAUAAUAAACAUUUUGCACCAAAACAUUUGAGAAGUCAAGAUGCACAACUUAGAAGCGGCAAAAUAUUGAAUUAUGAGAGUAUACCUAGAUCCACCAAGAAUUCAAAAAGAAAUAUUUUCAAUACCACCAAAAAUAAUGCCGGUAUAAAAAAAAUUACCGUUUCCACAAAAUCCUUGACCAAUAUAAAAUAUUACUGCGAGAAGUGCAAUUUCAAAUUCGCGAAUAAGGAACUUUAUAAGUUGCAUGCCUGCUAUUACGAUUAAUACGAAUAUCCUUUUAAGUUUUAUAUAGGUGCUUUAGAUAAGACAUUGAUUACAUAUUUCUAUUGAAAAAAGUGGCAGAGAUGUAUAUAUUUUAUUGUUAUGCACGUAUUUUUGUGUAAACAUUUAAAUUACCUUUGUCCAGGUCUAUUUUAAACGGAAGGCAUAAAUAAUUAUACACAGUACAUACAUGCAUAUUUAUAUUGUAUGAUAAAUAUCCUUCGAAGAAGAUAUAUUUUAAGAUUAUUAAAAGAUUUUUCAGUUCGUACGAAGAAUAUAUUAUUGUGAUAUCAAUCAAUUUCGACUGCCGAAAUAUAAGAAUCAAUGCGUGCUAUUAUGUCUUCAUUGUAAAUAAUAAAUCAUGUUAAAAAUUUUCUAAACCGUGUGUCACACGUUAUAUUUUAUGUUGAUGCCAAUGUGUGCAUUAAUAACCCAGUAAAAACAAUAUUAUACGUAACAUGCGUAUUGUAAUUUCGAACUCACAUUAUAAUGUAACAGUCAUGUUAUACAUACAGAUGUUACAAAAAUGAAUGGAAUAUUACAACUAAUUUGCACCUUACAUGUAAUAUUGUCUUUGCUGGGAAGCGUCUGUAUCAUAAUCACUGACAUGAGAACGAAUAAGUUAUCAAUAAUAGCAUAAUAACCAUGUAUCGAAUUUGUAUUAUCUUGUUCCCAUAUAGUUGCUAGAUACAUUCUAUUAUAUUAGCGUAUCAAGCGAUUGUACGUAUGAAGUAAAUUAUGCUGGUUAACAUC
Messenger RNA from Cephus cinctus (wheat stem sawfly), 2787 nucleotides. RefSeq lists its product as uncharacterized. Gene Ontology annotation, molecular function: zinc ion binding. Bases 358 to 2037 code for a protein of 559 amino acids. Gene Ontology annotation, cellular component: nucleus. The record is from RefSeq and is a predicted model, not a curated record. NCBI's taxonomy places the organism in Eukaryota, Metazoa, Arthropoda, Insecta, Hymenoptera, Cephidae. The transcript is spliced from 2 exons.